Molecule: messenger RNA, 1392 nt
Organism: Cyprinus carpio (common carp)
Lineage: Eukaryota; Metazoa; Chordata; Actinopteri; Cypriniformes; Cyprinidae
Source: RefSeq, a predicted model, not a curated record
UUUGUUCUGCAGGGACCAACUUGAGCUCAAAGGCUGCAGUCUUCAAGUCCAUGCUGCCUCACAAGUCUGUCUGAAAUCACUUUCUGGAGGAACCGUGUACAAACGCGGUCUGUAAAGUUAUUGUCUGAUAAGAAAUCAAGCGACUCAUCGAAGCUUUCGGACGCAGAAGCAGCGUCGAGUCUUCUGAGGAGAGAAAUUCAUAUUCGCUGAAGCUCUUCCCACAAACCCUGCAGAAUGAAACACACUGAAGAACAAACAGAGUUGAUUAAAGAAAAUGAGAAUGAAGAAUUGAGUGAGGUUGAGGAUAAAAAUCAUGUCAAAACUAGAGAAAAACCUUUGAGUUGCUCUCAAACCAAACAGAAGGAUUUGAAGAAAAGAAGAUCCAAGAAAUAUUUCACCUGUACUCUGUGUGGAAAGAGUUUGACAAGCAAAAACAGUCUUGAUGAUCACAUGAGAGUACAUACUGGAGAGAACCCGUACACAUGUGAUCAAUGUGGCAAAACAUUUCUAAGGGCUUCAGUCCUGAAGAAACACCUGAAAGUUCAUACAGAGGAGAAGCCACAUUCUUGUAAUUUGUGUGGAAAGAGUUUUUCACAGCCAAUACAUUUAAAAGCGCAUCAGAAAAUACACACUGCUGUGAGAGAUUACAUGUGUUUUGAGUGUGAGAAGACUUUUACUUCAGCAAACGAUUUAAAACGGCAUGAGAGGAUUCACACUGGAGAGAAACCGUUCAAGUGUUCACACUGUGGCAAGAGAUUCAAUGAUUCAGCAAGUCGGAAAAGACAUGAGAGGAUUCACACUGGGGAGAAAUCCUACAAGUGUUCACACUGUGACAAGAGAUUCAGUUGGUCAGGACCUCUGAAAAGACAUGAGAGGAUCCACACUGGAGAGAAACCGUUCAAGUGUUCACACUGUGGCAAGAGAUUCAAUGAUUCAACAAGUCGGAAAAGACACGAGAGGAUUCACACUGGGGAGAAAUCCUACAAGUGUUCACACUGUGGCAAGAGAUUCAAUGAUUCAACAAGUCGGAAAAGACAUGAGAGGAUCCACACUGGAGAGAAACCACACAUAUGUGACCAGUGCGGGAAGAGUUUUGCCACAAAAGGACAACUUACAGGGCAUAUAAGAGUUCAUACUGGAGAGAAACCAUUCACUUGUAAUCAGUGUGGGAAGAGUUUCAUACUAUUAUCACAUCUUAAAGAACACAUGAACAUCCACACGAGAGAGAAGCUGUACACAUGUGAUCAAUGCGACAAAACAUUUUUGAGGGCUUCAGACCUGAAGACACACCUGAGAGUUCAUUCAAAGGAGAAACCACAUUCAUGUAAUUUGUGUGGAAAUAGUUAUUCAUGUUUACAAAGUUUGGUUAUGGUGUUUGGGUGUUGGUGUUAA